ACUACAUAACCGCCUCUUGUGAAACCGAAAGUUACAUUUUCUCUGCAAACACUAGAAUAUUUAUAUAUAUAACAAACUAUAAAUCCAAUUUACAAUACAUAUAAAAGGCAAAGGAAGCGUGAGGUGAUAUAUGAGAGAGAGAGAGAAUGAACUCGGCAGCACAUCCGUGGUUACCCUGGAGAGGAAGUUGUGUCCCCGAGGCUUCCCGAUGUUUGCCGUAUCUGUGACGGUGUGGUGUUGGCGCCCCCAGGAGAAACUACUGCCUAGUAGUGAUGUGACCCUUGACCACCAGCUGCCAUGGAGGAUUACUUUUACUUGGAAGAAGCAGGAUACCCUAGUGCAGCAUACAGGGGAACUAAAGCAGCGUACGACGACAUCUUACCCAGCUCCAGACAAGAAGUCAGCACCCAUGGAGAUGGGACAACACAAGAGGACAGCGGCAGGUAUGAGCUAACCAUUCUCGACUCUCAGUGCGUCUAUGAUGUAGCACAAUAUCCGAGUUAUCACCCUGGAGGGGAGAGUACCACUGCUUUUUCAGACACACCAGUUUAUCCACACCGGUAUAACCAAAGCAGUGAUUUCAAUGCGACAAUAGCUAAAGUUCCAAAUCCUCUUCCCCCUGUAGAUCUGAAUUUGGACCCCAGUCAAGAUUCGUCCCACAAUGCAAUUCCUGAUAAGGGAAAGAUGCCCCCCCACAGGACUUACGUGAUGCGACCACAACGACGGAGACGACACCGGCUGCCUGGAAAAGAAGUCGUCAGAACGCGAAGAGUUGCGGCUAACGCUCGGGAACGUCGUAGGAUGCACGGACUAAACGACGCCUUCGACCGUCUUCGUGAGGUGAUUCCGUGUCUGGGCAACGACAGGAAGCUUUCAAAAUUUGAGACGCUGCAGAUGGCCCAGACGUACAUCGCUGCCCUACAGGAGCUGCUCAAGUCAUCAGGGGCUUCAGUGUGAAGAUAUCGCAAACAUAAUGGGGAUUAAUGAUACGUUUAUUAUUUUACUCGAUAAAUAUAAAAUGUGCAUUUUAUUUGCAUAUUUAAGAGGUGUGAAUCAUUUUAUUAAGAAAAACUGAAGAUUAAAUUCCGUUGUUAGUAAGUAUAGAUAAUUACGGGUUCUAUUUAGUGAGGACAUCAACUUGGAUAACUGUAGCUAUGAAAAA
Molecule: messenger RNA, 1162 nt
Organism: Cherax quadricarinatus
Lineage: Eukaryota; Metazoa; Arthropoda; Malacostraca; Decapoda; Parastacidae
Biological process (GO): positive regulation of transcription by RNA polymerase II; sensory organ development; axon development
Cellular component (GO): nucleus
Molecular function (GO): E-box binding; protein dimerization activity; DNA-binding transcription factor activity, RNA polymerase II-specific
Source: RefSeq, a predicted model, not a curated record